UCUCUCUCUCUCUCUCUCUCUCUCUCUCUCCGCAUCGUCUGUCUAGGCACAUACAUUCGAACACCCUGCCGUGCCCUGUCGGAAAAGAUCUCCAUUUUCGUACCCGUAAUUGUCGCCGGUCCUCAAUCGCCCCCCAAGAAAGCUCACGAAUCAGCAUUUCCUAUCUCCAGGUUACCAGCGACUGCAUUUUGUGAGAGGGCAAAUAUUAGCAGAAAAAGGCGAUCCGUAGAAAGAAGAAGGUAAUAAAAUCAUGUCUUUCACUGGCACACAACAGAAGUGCAAGGCAUGUGAGAAGACGGUUUACCCAGUUGAGCUGUUGUCUGCGGAUGGAGUUGAUUAUCACAAGUCAUGCUUUAAGUGCAGUCACUGCAAAGGAACGCUCAAGCUGAGCAAUUACUCCUCAAUGGAAGGUGUUCUGUACUGUAAGCCUCACUUUGAGCAGCUCUUCAAGGAGUCGGGCAAUUUCAACAAGAACUUCCAAUCACCAGCUGCGAAGUCAGCUGAGAAGUUAACAGCAGAGCUGACAAGAUCACCCAGCAAAGCUGCCAGCAUGUUUUCUGGGACGCAAGAAAAAUGUGCAACGUGCGGGAAAACAGCUUAUCCACUUGAAAAGGUAACUGUGGAGAGCCAGAGCUACCACAAGUCAUGUUUCAAGUGCUCUCACGGCGGCUGUGCCAUAUCUCCAUCGAACUAUGCAGCUCUUGAGGGCAUUUUGUAUUGCAAACACCAUUUCUCCCAGCUUUUCAAGGAGAAAGGUAGCUACAACCACCUUCUCAAGUCUGCUUCAAUGAAACGCGCAGUGGCCUCUGUUCCAGAAGCUUGACCUCCUAUUAUGUCUCCUUGCUUAUAAUCUAUUUUUUGCGGACACGUUUUUGCUGGAGUGUUUAUCUUUGUGAUUUCUCUUUGAUUUCUGCACUGGGAAACUUACCUAUUUGGGUCUUUAGUGUGUUAUUUUCUGCCAUUUAGUCGGCUUCUUCUUGCUUGGCCGAUGUAUUGGAUGCCCAUUGCCAUAACUUUGAAUGGAUUUAUGGCAAGACUUUUGUUUUGUGAUUUGAUCA
This is a messenger RNA of Rhododendron vialii, 1058 nucleotides long. RefSeq names its product LIM domain-containing protein WLIM2b. Gene Ontology annotation, cellular component: plasma membrane; actin cytoskeleton. The transcript has 6 exons. Lineage: Eukaryota; Viridiplantae; Streptophyta; Magnoliopsida; Ericales; Ericaceae. Gene Ontology annotation, biological process: actin filament bundle assembly. The record is from RefSeq and is a predicted model, not a curated record. The coding region runs from base 251 to 823 and encodes 190 amino acids. Gene Ontology annotation, molecular function: actin filament binding.